Terrapene triunguis (Three-toed box turtle) is the source of this 1729-nucleotide messenger RNA. RefSeq names its product steroid 5 alpha-reductase 1 (gene SRD5A1). Gene Ontology annotation, biological process: steroid biosynthetic process. NCBI's taxonomy places the organism in Eukaryota, Metazoa, Chordata, Testudines, Emydidae. Gene Ontology annotation, cellular component: membrane. Gene Ontology annotation, molecular function: 3-oxo-5-alpha-steroid 4-dehydrogenase activity. The coding region runs from base 102 to 902 and encodes 266 amino acids. The record is from RefSeq and is a predicted model, not a curated record. The transcript is spliced from 6 exons.
UUGCACGUAUUCGUUUCAUUGGUGCCGCGUGACCAAACCCCGCCGUUGCUCCCGCGCGCGGCUCUGAGGCACCGGCCGGUGGGGGCUGAGCGCGCCCGGCCAUGGAAGCGACGGGCGGGUUGUGGCAGCGGCUGUCGGGGCCAGAGGAGCGGCGGCUGCUGGAAAUCCUGUCCUACGGGCUGGUGGGCGCGGGAGCGCUCUCUGUGCUGCUGCUGCGCUUCGUGUGGAUGCCGUACGGGCGCUACUCCACGCCGCGCUUGGGCUGCCUUGUGCCCGUCCGCCUGGCCUGGGCGCUGCAGGAGCUGCCGUCGCUGCUGGUCCCGCUGGGGCUGAGCCUCUUUAGCGGCGCGGCCCGCGUCUCCAAGUGGCCGAACCGGGUCCUGCUGGCGCUCUUCAUCGGGCACUACGCACACAGGGCACUCAUCUUUUCUUUCUUGAUUCGUGGAGGAAAACCAACACCAUUCAUUACUUUUGCACUAGCACUCAUAUUCUGUGUCUAUAAUGGAUACUUGCAAGGUCGGAGCUUAAGUAAUUAUGCAGAAUAUCCUUCUGGUUGGCUGAAAGGUCCUUGUUUCAUUGUAGGUUUUGCAGGGUGGCUGAGUGGCAUGACAAUUAAUAUCUAUUCUGAUCACAUUCUCAGAAAUCUGAGAAAACCAGGGGAAACGGGCUACAAAAUACCAAGAGGUGGAUUGUUUGAAUAUGUAACUGGAGCCAACUUUUUUGGAGAGAUUCUUGAAUGGUUUGGAUUUGCUCUUGCCAGCUGCACUAUUGAAAGUGCUGCUUUUGCCAUAUGCACACUUUUCAUCCUAGGUUCCAGGGCACACCAACAUCAUCAAUGGUAUCUUGAGAAAUUUGAAGAUUACCCAAAGUCCAGGAAGAUUGUGAUUCCAUUUGUGCUCUGAGAGCUGCUCCACUCACUGACUAAAUGAAAGGAGAAAGGAAUGGAAAAAUUCCAUAGAUCUGACAGUGAGGCCCACCUUUCACAUAUGGGAUCUUCAGUCAACCUGUUUGCUACAAAAGACAACAAGAGUGUCAUCAGUUUUGUUCUCAGGCCUCCCAUAGUCCAGGCUUCCUCACUGAUGCCUUCACAUAGAAGAGAACUGGGGAUUUAGUGCACACCUUUCCCUGAUCCCUCUCAUCCCACAGAUCAUCCACAAAUUGAAGCGAGACCAUACCAGAUUAAUCCUGAUGGCCCUGGUCUGGCCAAGGGAGUACUGGUUUUUGAAUCUUCUCUCUCUCUUAGUUCAACCUCCUCUUUCUCUCCCUCUCCUCCCAGACCUUCUAUCACAGGAACACGGUCAAAUGCUACAUCCAGACCCAUCAGUCUCCACCUCUCGGAAUGGCUGUUGAGUGUCUAGAUAAAGUGUGGGAGUAUUCCCUGGUGGUUCAAGAGAUUCUGUCCAACAGUAGGAAACAAUCAAUUAUGUCUGCUUACUAGCCAACUAGAAAAGGUUCUCUGCUUGGUCCAUUGCCUGGGGGGAUACAACCUGUUUAAGCAAGAAUCCAGGACAUUUUAGACUACCUCUUACAUUUCAAGUCCUCAGGCCUUUCAGUGAGUUCUCUAAAGAUUCACUUUGCAGCAAUCACUCCCUUCUAUGGGGGGAUGGAUAGUAGAUUGGUAUCUUCCAACCCCAUGGUUGCUAGCAAGGCUAUCAAUUAACCGCAGUUAACGCAAGCGAUUAAUGCAAAACAAAUUAACUAGAUUAAAAAAUAGUUUAGUUUUAAUUGC